AUGCGCGUCGGCAUGGACGUUGACGGCCUGUGCGAGCACGCAUCGUGGUUGGAUGGCCUGCUGCGUCUCGACCCGCGCGGCGGGUUCUUCGACCACAUCGACGUCGCCAAGGGCUUCUACGGCAUCAUGAAGGCGCCGGCGGAGAACGUGACGAGGGUGAGGGCGAUCUCCAGGGCGACGGGCUACCCCGUCGACGGGCUCCACGACUACUGGGCGCUCAAGACCCGCGUCAUGUUGUCGCACCUGAGGAUCAAGAAGAAGGAGCGGGAGCUCACCAGCACUGCGAUCGAGAAAGCGCAGCCCGAGCUGAGGUCGAUGCUGUCGCUGAUCUCGAGGCCCUCGCCGUCGCCGCCCGCCAAGCCCAGCAGAUCAGCAGCGCAGCAGGAGCCAGUCCAGAACCCGUUCAUCAACUACAGGGUUCCCGAGCUGUUCACAAGCCCUCCUCAGACGGGCGCCGGCUUCGGGAGCUCGUCGGUCCUGGACUCCGACGGCGACGAUGACGACGAGGACAAUCAUCCGAUCUUCUGCCACUUCGAUGGCCGUGCCAUCCAGCUCGUGCUCUCCAACGGCUCGGCCAGAGAAGCUGAAUGGUUUCGGGUGAGUGGUGACGGCUUCGUGAUGGGCGUGUGGGACUCCGUGAAGGGCGCCGACGGCGAGCCGUACUCGUGGGAGUCGGAGCUGUCGGCCGACUGGCUCGGAGACGACGGGAAGCUCAAGCGCCCCCCCAAGGCGCAGCCGAAGCCCGCGGGCAAGAGCAAGGAUGACACGCAGAUUGAGCUCAUCCUUGCGAACGGCCACAACGGCAAGGUCGCCGUAUUCAUGAGAGCCCUGGGCCGCCCCAAGAAGAAACAGAUUCUCGAGGUCGGCGGCGAGAACGCACGUGAGCGGGCUACGACGAUCAUCGACAUGAUUAGGACGCAGGUGAUGGACAUCGUCGGAUCUGUCAACGACCCCGCCAAGGUCUCGGAUGAGGACAUGAAGGCCGUGAGGGCGAUCGCCAAGGCGGCGCGCGACGGGGGCCUGCUGACGGCGCUGCUGACGGGCCUGCUGAUGACGGGCGUGCUGCUGACGGACCUGCUGCUGACGGGCCUGCUGCUGACGGGCCUGCUGGCGGGCCUGCUGACGGGCCUGAUGACGGGCCUGAUGACGGGCCUGCUGACGGGCCCGCUGACGGGCCUGCUGACGGCGGUGAGUGAAGGGCCUGGCGACGGCGGCGGCUGGGUCGCAGACUCGUAG
Prorocentrum cordatum is the source of this 1236-nucleotide messenger RNA. NCBI's taxonomy places the organism in Eukaryota, Dinophyceae, Prorocentrales, Prorocentraceae. The record is from the annotation of a GenBank genome assembly.